UGAUGACCCCGGCAGGAUGGAGAAGUUGUCGGCGAGCCUGUCGGAGAUCUCCUGGAGCCCGUUAGCGCUGCCGUUGGACGCGGUGGUCAGCAAGUUCCGUCUGCCGACUCUGGUCCGCCUGGCCCCCGGUGAAUGUGUUGAGGGUCUGUCAGAGGAGGAUGUGGUUCUGCUGCACUCCUGUCGCCAGUGGACUACUGUAACGGCUCAUAGCUUAGAAGAAGGACAUUACGUCAUCGGGCCCAAGAUAGACAUCCCCCUACAGUACCAAGGGAAGUUCAAGUUGUUGGAUGAAGACCGAGACAUCAGGGAUCCGGUCCAGUAUUUCUCCAGCGUGGAAGAGGUGGCUGCAGUGUUCCCCGACCGUGUCUUCGUCAUGGAAACGGUCACUUUCAGCGUCAAGGUGGUCUCGGGGGAGUUCAGCGAGGACAGCGAGCCGUACAGCUUCACUCUGCAGGCGGGAGAUGAGCUGUCACUCAUGGGGAAGGCGGAGCUUCUGUGUGCCUCGCCUACUAAGGAAAGGACAGGACUGAGCGCACUCUUGAGACGCCUGGGAAAGACUCCCCGAAGUAAGACUCCCUGCUUGGUGUGUAUGAACCAUCGCACCAAUCAGAGCGUCAGCCUGCCUUUUGCCUGCCGUGGACGCUUUUGCACCCGCUCCCCUUUGGAGCAAGGCAUGCUGGGUGGAGAGCAUACGGUCCGCAGCAUCAUCGAGAGGGUCCGCCUCCCCGUCAAUGUGUCCGUGCCGUCACGCCCGCCGCGAAACCCUUACGACCGCCACGCCGUACGAGAAGGCCACCGCUACAAGCUGCUCAACAUCGUCAGCAAGACGGUCGUGCUCUGCAUGGUCCUCCGCCAACAGGAAGUGUCGCCCUCUCACUUCCUGCUGCUGCGCUGCAUGCCGCGCUUCAACGUGGCCGAGGCGUCCGCGCACACGGUGGCGCUGGAGAGCCUCUUCUUGCGGUACGCCUUCGACACCGACACCUACUCCCGUGCCGUGAGGGAAACCCGUCCGGAGUUGGAGUGCAUGACGGAGGAGUGUGUGAGCCCGCGGCGCUCGCGCACGUGCGUGACGGCGCAGGACUCGUUGGCGCCAGCGCUGCAGCAGCUGUCCAUGUGCGGAUACGGGGGCGGGGUUUCGGACAGCCUAUCACAACGCUGCAGAGACUCUCUCGGAGUCCAGCUGGGGGAAGGGCCAGGUGAGGAAAGGGAGUACGUGACCCCUGAGUGGACUGAGGAUGAAAUGAGGACCACUGAGGAGAUCCCAUAUGAGGAACUUUGGACCAAUCAGAACGCAGAGGGCAUAGGAAAGGAGGCAAACCUUAUUUCCUUCCGUUCUGCGUCCUCGCUGGACGGUUCCCUUGGUACCAUGGUGACAACAGUGGCUGCUCCGCCUCCUGUUCCUCCAAAGUCUGAUGCUGUGAGAGAGGAAUGUCGCUACUUGAUCGCUCCCCCAGUUCCGCCUCGCUGCUCUAAAGUGGGUUCCGUGCCCAGUCCCGCCCCCAGCCCUUCACUCCCCCCACGCUUUCAGAAGGCCUUCACCUCCCCCAGACCUAACCUCUCCUUCUACUCCUCAGGACUGCAGGACAGCUGCUUGCCCUCCCCAGACGCUUCCCUCUACUGCUAUCCAUGUUCCUGGGCGGAUUGCCCCGCCCCCAACACCACCAAUCCUGACCCGGUCUCAACCGUCCCCGCGGACGCCGCAGCCAUCCCUCAGACAGCACAAACCACCUGGGCAGAGCCGUGGGUGGACGCCUUCGCCAUCGGGCAACUAAGACCGCCCCCGCAGAGUCGCUUUGCACCUUUUGGCGCUUUGAACCCUUUCAACCGUCAGUCACCUUGCCCGUCACCCGAGCCCACGGACAAUCCAGAUUCCUCCAGGGGCGCGGAGGGAGGCGGAACCGAAGGCGCGCUCGCAACUACCGACCCCACCUGGCGCCCCCCUGCCGACCUGUCUGCCCUGUCGCUGGAGGAGGUGUCGGCCUGUCUGCGCUUCAUCGGCUUGUCCGAGGCGGCGGUUUCCGUGUUCCAGAGGGAGCGGAUUGACGGCAGCCUCCUGGUUCAGCUGACCGAGGACAUCCUGUCACAUGACUUUCACUUGAGCCGACUCCACGUCACUAAGAUCACGCAGUUCAUACAAGGAUGGAGACCCAAGAUCUAACGAUUGUCUGUCACCAAACACUGGACUGGACUAUGUCUAGCUCUGACUUGUACCUGGUACCCGAUUAGUUUUACGAAUUUUUUUUUUUUCAUUGUAAACAUCAAAAUAGCAUAGAGCUGAACCAAACUGUACUACAGGGCUAGAAUGUGCCUGGUAGCCAUCUUUAAUGUGCCUUCCACUGCGAGACUUGAAUGAAACCGCUCCCAUUCUGCAUCCGACACCUCAUUGGCUGUCGUAUCCAGACUGCUUCCUGUCUCAGAUGCCUCAUUGGCUGUCGUAUCUAGACUACUUCCUGUCUCGGACGCCUCAUUGGCGGUCGUAUACAGACUACUUCCUGUCUCAGAUGCCUCAUUGGAUCUCAAAACUAGACUUCUUUCUGUUUCCGUCCCCUCAUUGGCUGUCGUAUACAGACUACUUCCUGUCUCAGAUGCCUCAUUGGAUCUCAAAACUAGACUUCUUUCUGUCUCCGUCCCCUCAUUGGCUGUCAUAUCCAGACUAUUUCCUGUCUCAGAUGCCUCAUUGGCUGUCAUAACUAGACUACUUCCUGUCUCAGUCCCCUCAUUGGCUGUCGUAUCCAGACUACUUCCUGUUUCAGACUCCAAACUGGAAGUAGUUUACUUACAAAUGGCCUGACUUUCUGAGGAUGUCUAGUUGGGUCUUUGUUAGUUACGCUACGAGACGGCUACAAAGUACUAUAUUGACCUAAAUAUAAGACAACACCUUUUUUUUUUUUGCAGUCAAAAAAGUAUUAUUAUAUGUUGUUUGCAAACUUGCCCACUGGUGUGUGUAAGUGACUCCUUUACGGAGAAUUAAUUUUGGCGCCACCUGUUGGUUUGCAUGUAUAAAUCUUUAGACCUGUUUUUCCAGACUUUUUUUUAAUAGUUUCUUAUAUUUGGGUCAAUACAUUUACUGAAUGGAUGAGUUCAGUUGAUCUUUCUACACGAUACUGGUUUAUAAUGAACAUAAGUUGUAUUUCACAGCCUUUUGUGGAACCUCAAAAACAUAUUGCAAUGGUAUUGUGGCUUGAAAAAUAUUGGAAGCCAGCCGCCAUAAAUAAAUAAAUUACAAUUUAUUUUGUACAUUUUUAACAUACCCUGUAUGGGUAACACACACUGCUGUUUGUAGUUUUUGUCCCAGCUAUCAUGGAUUUUCUUUUCACUGCCUCCAAAAUGAUAGUUUCUAAAAUGUACCUCAGAACUCUUUGGUUGAUAUGCUUGAUUUAGCCAUGCAUAAAUAAUAAAUUAAAUCAUGCUUGAAUUU
Nerophis lumbriciformis (worm pipefish) is the source of this 3418-nucleotide messenger RNA. It is a transcript of the gene garem2, whose product is annotated as GRB2 associated, regulator of MAPK1-like. NCBI's taxonomy places the organism in Eukaryota, Metazoa, Chordata, Actinopteri, Syngnathiformes, Syngnathidae. The record is from RefSeq and is a predicted model, not a curated record.